Drosophila albomicans is the source of this 566-nucleotide messenger RNA. RefSeq lists its product as uncharacterized. The record is from RefSeq and is a predicted model, not a curated record. Bases 67 to 408 code for a protein of 113 amino acids. Lineage: Eukaryota; Metazoa; Arthropoda; Insecta; Diptera; Drosophilidae. The transcript has 2 exons.
UUUCCUUGACAGCAUAUGAAAACUGAGGAGUUGCUGAUCAACUGCAAAUUAUAGCAGUCAAAGUCGAUGUCACUCUCUGUGUGUGUGUUCUCUUGUGUGCUGUCCAGCACAGACGAGUCGUUGACUGUGCCAAGCGACAACAAUAUCCGUGAAAAGGCUCGAAUUACAAGCAGGCAAACGUGGCAAGCAAACGACAACGACGUCGUCGACGUCGACGUUGGCAUCCUUUUGGCCAACGUACUAAAGCAACCCUCUUUUCACCGCAAGUUAAUGGACCAAGCUCCACAACAGAGUCAGAGUCAGAGUCAGGGCAAAAAAACAGGCCUGAUUAUCAACGCCAUUGUCACAUCUCCAACGACAACGAAGAGUCUUGCAACAAAAACACAAUGCCUGGAAAUCCAAUUAUGACAUAAAAAUUUGCGUAAAUUGUGAAAUGUAAAUUUUGUCAACACUUUUUGGCAACUAAAAAAGGGUUUUUUGGUGUGCCCACCCGCAACGCAAGAUAAGCAAGCUAAAAUUAUUAUUUGACACACGUAAAUUUUUUCGGGGGCGGCAGCGAUAAUAAA